AGACUUCACAGAUCAUCUUCAUAUGCAAAGAACCCUUGCAGAGCCCAAGGAACUUUUGAAGAGACCAGCUCCUGUCUCCCUGCCAGUGAAAUGUGCGUCCCUCAAAGCCCUGAGAGUCUGUAGACACAGGAGCCGGGAGGAAUUUUCAACACACUGAGAAACAAGGAUGAUGGUCUGCAUACUGUUGUGGUGGAUUCUCAAAGUGCUUACCCUGUCUGCCUUGCUGAAAAUGACUCUAUCCUUAAAUCCAGAUGAUCCCAACGUUUGCAGUCACUGGGAAAGCUAUGCCGUGACAGUACAGGAAUCUUAUGCUCAUCCUUUUGAUCAGAUCUAUUAUACAAGAUGUACUGAUAUACUGAACUGGUUCAAGUGCACUAGACAUCGAAUAAGUUAUAAAACAGCCUAUCGAAGAGGACUAAGAACAAUGUAUCGGCGAAGAUCUCAGUGCUGCCCUGGAUAUUAUGAAAGUGGAGACUUCUGCAUACCUCUCUGCACAGAAGAGUGUGUGCAUGGAAGAUGUGUAUCUCCAGAUACCUGUCAUUGUGAACCUGGCUGGGGAGGCGUUGAUUGCUCCAGUGGUUGUGAUAGCGACCACUGGGGACCACACUGUAGCAACCGCUGCCAAUGCCAGAACGAAGCUCUCUGCAACCCGAUCACCGGAGCCUGUGUCUGCGCCGAUGGGUACAAAGGAUGGCGCUGUGAAGAGUUCUGCGACUCUGGGACGUACGGGAAGGGCUGCCAAUUUAAAUGCCAAUGCCACAACGGAGCAACCUGUGACCACAAAACGGGAGAGUGUCAUUGUGCUCCUGGAUACACAGGGGUCUUCUGUGAAGAGCACUGUCCUCCCGGCAGUCACGGAGCUCAGUGUGAAUUGCGCUGUCCAUGCCAGAAUGGGGGAGUCUGCCACCAUAUCACCGGAGAGUGCUCCUGUCCGCCUGGAUGGACGGGCUUUGUGUGUGCACAGCCAUGCCCGCCUGGAACAUUUGGAAUUAACUGCAGCCAGGAUUGUCCCUGCCAUAAUGGAGGACUGUGCGAUCAUGUGACAGGAAAAUGCCUUUGUACAGCUGGAUAUAUGGGAGACAGGUGUCAAGAGGAGUGUCCUAUUGGGACAUAUGGCUUCCAGUGCACUCAAAAAUGUGACUGUCGAAAUGGUGCGAAGUGUUACCACAUAAAUGGAGCGUGUAUGUGCGACCCUGGGUUUAAAGGGCUCCAUUGUCAAGAAAGAAUGUGUCCAGAAGGGCUUUAUGGCCUAAAAUGCCACAAGAAAUGUCCUUGCACUAUCACCAACACACUCAGCUGCCAUCCGCUCUCUGGAGAAUGUACCUGUAAAGCUGGCUCGGCUGGACUAUAUUGCAACGACACCUGUCCUCCUGGAUAUUAUGGGGAAGGCUGCCAGCUGACCUGUCUUUGCCGGAACGGUGCAGAUUGCGGUAGCGUGACAGGGAAAUGCACCUGUGCUCCCGGAUAUAUGGGAGAUGACUGCUCCGUUACUUGUGGGGCAGGAACGUAUGGACCCAACUGCUCGUCAGUGUGCGACUGCAAAAAUGACGGUGCAUGUUCCCCUGUGGAUGGCUUGUGUCUUUGCAAAGAAGGGUGGCAGGGUGUCGACUGCUCCAUUCCAUGCCCAAGUGGAACUUGGGGACUUAACUGUAACCAGACAUGUCACUGUGCCAACGGAGCAGCCUGCGAUCCAGUGGAUGGGUUUUGUCUUUGUUCCCCGGGGUGGCAAGGAGAGUUCUGUGAUCAGCCAUGCCCGGAUGGAACAUAUGGCGUGAAUUGCAGUGAACGCUGUGACUGUAGCCAUGCAGAUGGGUGCGAUCCUGUCUCGGGGUAUUGCUGCUGCCUUGCUGGGUGGACAGGUAUCCACUGUGAUAACGUGUGCCCACAGGGCCGCUGGGGACCAAACUGCUCCAUCUCUUGUAACUGUGAGAACGGGGGCUCCUGCUCACCAGAGGAUGGGACUUGCGAGUGUGCACCGGGCUAUCGAGGACCUAUGUGCCAGAGAAUUUGUUCCCCUGGCUUUUAUGGGCAUCAGUGCAGCCAAGCAUGUCCGCAGUGUGUGCACAGCAGCGGGCCUUGUCACCACGUGGCGGGACAUUGUGAUUGUUUGCCUGGAUUCUUCGGCUCACUCUGCAACCAAGUGUGCCCCAGUGGAAGGUAUGGGAAGAGCUGUGCUGAGGUCUGUCAAUGUACCAACAAUGGCACAUGCAAUCCUAUCGAUGGAACUUGUCAAUGUUUUCCAGGAUGGAUAGGAAAAGACUGCUCUCUAACUUGUCCAGCUGGAUUUUGGGGGCCAGAUUGCUUUCACACUUGCAACUGCCACAAUGGAGCAACGUGCAGCCCUUACGACGGAGAAUGCAGAUGCACAGCUGGGUGGACCGGGCUCUACUGUACUCAGCGUUGCCCAGCGGCCUUUUAUGGACGAAAUUGUGCUAACAUUUGUCAGUGUCAGAAUGGAGCAGAUUGUGACCACAUCACUGGGCAGUGCACAUGCAGAACUGGAUUUACGGGUAAACAGUGUGAGCAAAAGUGUCCACCUGGAUCGUUUGGAUACGGUUGCAAACAGCUAUGCGAAUGCAUGAAUAACGCUACAUGCGAUCAUGUCACUGGUACAUGCUACUGUAGUUCAGGCUUCAAAGGAAUCCGGUGUGAUCAAGCGGCUCUCAUGAUGGAAGAAUUAAAUCCCUAUACUAAAAUUAGCCCCGCUCUCGGAUCAGAGAGGCACUCUGUGGGAGCAAUCAUUGGAAUUAUUAUUCUCCUUCUAAUUAUUAUGGUUUUGCUGGCACUGUUUGUGUGGUAUCGACGGAAACAGAAGGAAAAGGGGCACGACAUGCCAAGUGUAUCUUACACUCCAGCCAUGAGGAUGACUAAUACAGAUUACUCACUUUCUGAUAUAUCUCAAGGUAGCAGCAGUGUACAUUGCUUUUCCAAUCCAAGCUACCAUACCCUGUCAUGUGGUGUGACUUCACGCUUCUUUACCAAUAAUCUGGAUGGAAACAGCUCCAGUAAGCUCAGUCACAAAGUCCUUGACAGAGAAACUGCAGACUGGAGACCGUACAGCUAUCUGAAUGAACUAGGUGCUUGUGGGAUGGAUAGACGUCAGAACACAUACAUAAUGGAAAAAAGCUUCAAAGAGUAUAUGAAAGAAUCUGUCUGCAGCUCAAGCACCUGUUCUCUGAACAGCAGUGAAAACCCAUAUGCCACCAUUAAGGAUCCACCCAUCUCGACAUGUAAACACUCGGAGAGCAGUUAUGUGGAAAUGAAAUCACCCAUUCACAGGGAUUCACCCUAUUCACAAAUGCCCACUGCAUCAAAGACUAAUAAAAAUAUCUAUGAAGUUGAGCCCACUGUCAGUGUGGUCCAAGAAGCCCGUGGUCGUAGUGCUAACUACAGCCAGAAUCCGUAUGACCUGCCUAGGAACAGCCACAUUCCUGGUCAUUACGACCUUCUCCCUGUAAGACACAGCCCUACCCAUGGGGCAUCUUGGGACAAGCAAUCUUAAAGGGAUACGCUUCGCUGUCGCAAUGUGCUGCGAACAUUAUCUCUGACUAUACAAAAGAAACGAAGACAAUCCUUUUUGGUUUUGCAAUACACUGACGUGACUUGAAAUAGUAUUACACAAGGAUUCUAACUUACCAGAACAUCCAUUUGGGCCAACUGCUGCUGCAUGAUAUUUAAAGAUAUGUUUUUUAUAACAAUCACAGAAAAUUAAAAAACCAACACCUCCAUCUGGCUGGGAUAGUUACUCCAGAAAGCAGUUUAUAUAUUCCAGUCAAAGACUCUGCAGAGUUCGCUGAGCUGUGAAGUAAAAACAACCCCCCAACUGUAAGUCCUUAGAGCUACGGAUGUACAUUUCUACCACCCACUUAGAGAGACCUUUACUGUUAGAGACAACAUGUCUAAAAGGAUGCUGGAGUCUAUUUUACAUACACAUCAUGGAAAAGGAUACACUCAACAAACAAGCAAGCCAGGAAAGACUGCUGUCAAAUGCAGCUGAUAUAGUUUGUAAACCAUGGCUCAUGCUAUCAUCAUAUCCAUGUUGUGUACAUGUCAGUUUUAUUCUUGGUAACUAGUUUUGCAAUAAGUUCCUGUCUAGACAGGCUGCCGCAGUAUUUUAGUAGAAAAAUAUUACAUGCACACAGUCAGUGGUUAGUCUCAGUGCCUCAUGCUCAUUUUACACGAUGUAAAUCUUCACACAUCUCCAGUGAUCUUUAACUAUAGAACUCAUCUAAACAGUGUGUCUCAUGUCCAGCAUAUAUAAGAACGUCCAACAAUGGCCAGCGGCAGAUGCAGCAGAGGGAGUGAACAGAAAAGGGCAAUCAAGUGAUCCAUCCCCUGCUGACCAGGCCUAGCAUCUGGCAGUCAGAUGCUUAGAGAGACAUUUUUAACAAACUGUAGGACCCUUUGAUUGUAGAUGUGUUUUAUUUGGCCUUGUAUAGAUGCUACUUUAUUAGCUACAGGGGCCCAGACGGUCAUCUGGCAUGUAGCUUCAGUGACUUCAACAGAGCUAUGCAGAUUUACAGUAGCUAAGUUGCUGUCAGUGUUUCAAAAAUCUAGCCCUGUUUCUGUUCUGCACCCAAACCAAUGGUUUCUAAGCUACCAUGUGGCUUCUAGGUCAUCUUUACAAGCCAAUCUAUCAUAGCUAAAUUAAUGACAUGCCAUUGCUAAUAAAUACUUUAAUUUCAUUUGCAUUACCAUGCUGUGCAACUUUAUCCAUCACAAAGUCUACCUGAAAUGUCAUUAAUCUGAGCUGUGACCAGAUGUCCUUUUUCAACAGCUGUUUGUGGAAUAAUCGCUAAGAGGUACACCUGUGGUAUGGCUUUGGAACAAGCCUCCCAGAUUAUUUUUUGUAGCCCUUCUUGACAUAGACAGUAGAAUACGUGCUAUUAAGCAGUUUCUUGUAUAUCUUGAGCAUGAAGUAGUAUUGAUUCUAAGUAUGUAAUUUUAUUAAGCAACUGUGGGAGUAGCAAAUGGAUUGCGUCUUAAAUAUAAAGUCUGUUGCGCUUUUGCUGUUCUGAUGGAACCAUAAGAGAAAGAAAAUCAACUGAGAUCAGUUUGUUAAAGCAUGAAUUGAUUGGUAAAAAACACUGAU
Molecule: messenger RNA, 5092 nt
Organism: Pelodiscus sinensis (Chinese soft-shelled turtle)
Lineage: Eukaryota; Metazoa; Chordata; Testudines; Trionychidae
Source: RefSeq, a predicted model, not a curated record